Molecule: messenger RNA, 1560 nt
Organism: Lasiodiplodia theobromae
Lineage: Eukaryota; Fungi; Ascomycota; Dothideomycetes; Botryosphaeriales; Botryosphaeriaceae
Product: Cell surface receptor MFS transporter protein
Exons: 4
Coding region: 1-1560 (519 amino acids)
Biological process (GO): transmembrane transport
Cellular component (GO): membrane
Molecular function (GO): transmembrane transporter activity
Source: RefSeq, a predicted model, not a curated record
AUGGAUGACGUUUCGCCGCAACACCACGCUGGAGAGAAGAUGGCCGCUCACGAGGUGCAUAGCGACGCGCCGCUCCGCGACGGCUCAAGAGAUGAGGACGGCAGCCGACCGAGCGGCCAAGACGCACAUGCUGUGCGCGAGCAGCACAGCGACAAUCAACAUGCGCAUGGCCAUCAUCGCGUGUACCGACGACGCUGGUUCGGCCUGCUGCAACUAGUACUCCUGAAUGUCAUCAUCAGCUGGGAUUGGCUGACGUUUGCUGCCGUUUCCUCCGACUCUGCCGAGUACUUCCAUGUCACCGAGACCGCUAUCAACUGGCUGAGCACGGCAGUUCUGUUCGCCUUUGUCGCCACCAGCCCCAUUGUCCUCACGACUCUUCACCGCGGACCGAAACCCGCCAUCAUCACCGCUAGCAUCUUCGCUUUAAUCGGGAACUGGGUUCGCUAUGCUGGUACGCGGGCUGGCUCGCACGGCUACUUCGGAGUCGUCAUGUUCGGCCAGAUCUUGAUCGGGAUAGCGCAGCCGUUUGUGCUCGCCGCGCCCACUCGAUACAGCGACCUCUGGUUCACCGAGCGCGGCCGCAUCUCUGCAACGGCAUUGGCAUCGUUGGCCAAUCCAUUCGGCGGUGCUCUGGGCCAGCUCAUUGACCCUUUCUGGGCGACCAAGCCGAGCGAGAUACCGAACAUGGUGCUAUACACUGCUAUAAUCGCCACCGUUGCCGCCAUCCCCUCCUUCUUCAUCCCAGCCCGGCCUCCGACACCGCCCUCCGCCUCGACCACGCCCAAACCAACCGCCGUCCUCCCCUCCCUCCGCUUCCUCGCCCUCAACCCGACCUUCUGGCUGAUCCUCCUCCCCUUCGGCGUCUACGUCGGCUUCUUCAACGCCUUCUCCUCCCUCCUCAACCAAAUCCUCUACCCCUACGGCUUCACCUCGACCGACGCCGGCAUCUGCGGCGCGCUGCUCAUCUUCGUCGGCCUCGCCGCGUCCGCGAUCCUCUCGCCGCUGCUGGACCGGCGCCAUCCGAAGCCCUACCUGCGCACCAUCAAGCUCUUCUGCCCCGUCAUCGGCGCCUGCUACCUGGCCUUCAUCUGGGCGCCGCCGACGCGCUCGCUCGCCGCGCCCUACGUCGUCUCGUCCGUCCUCGGCGCCGCGUCCUUCGCCCUCGUCCCCGUCGCCCUCGAGUACCUCGUCGAGGCCACCUGGCCCGCCGCCAGCCCCGAGGCCGGCUCCGUCCUGUGCUGGACCGCGGGCCAGCUGUUCGGCGCCAUCUUCAUCGUCAUCAUGAACGCGCUCAAGGAGCCCGGGUGUAGCAGCACCAAGCAGUGCGAGGAGAGCGGCAAGCACAGCACCGGCUGGAAGCCGCCCGGUAGCAUGUGGCGCGCGCUCAUUUUCCAGGCUGUCGUGGCGCUGGCGGUGCUGCCGGCGCCGUUGUUGCUGGGCGUGAGGAGGCUUGGGUUGGGUGCGGGGCAUAGGAAGGGGAGGAUGGAGGCUGAGGAUGCGGAGGAGAGGGGCGAGGUCGAGGAGAGCGGGGAAGGUGGUGGGGAAGCUGGAAGGUCGUAA